Molecule: messenger RNA, 3685 nt
Organism: Phasianus colchicus (ring-necked pheasant)
Lineage: Eukaryota; Metazoa; Chordata; Aves; Galliformes; Phasianidae
Source: RefSeq, a predicted model, not a curated record
CUCAGCUGCGCCCGCCCGGCCACGUCCGCGCCGGGGCCAUGGGCUGCCCGCUGCUGCGGCUGCUGCUGCUGGCGCUGCUGGCGCCCCGCGGCCGCGCCUGGGACAGCGGCGACCUGGAGCUGUUCGACCUGGUGGAGGAGGUGCCGCGCAACUUCUACGACUUCCUGGGGGUGCAGCAGGAUGCUUCAUCAGCAGAUAUUCGGAAAGCUUAUAGGAAGCUUUCACUGAUUUUACACCCAGACAAGAACAAAGAUGAAAAUGCAGAAACACAGUUUAGGCAAUUGGUGGCUAUCUAUGAGAUUUUAAAGGAUGAAGAAAGAAGAAAGAGGUAUGAUGAUAUUCUGAUCAAUGGACUACCAGAUUGGCGACAGCCUGUAUUCUACUACAGGCGGGUGAGAAAAAUGAGCAAUGCUGAGCUGGCAUUACUCUUGUUCAUUAUACUCACAGUGGGUCAUUAUGCUGUGGUUUGGUCAAUCUACCUGGAAAAACAGCUGGAUGAACUGCUUAGCAGAAAAAAGAGGGAGAAGAAGAAAAAAACGGGAGGCAGAAGUACUGAUGAAGCAAAACUUGCUGCUCCUGAAAAAAACGAAAGAGCACUGGACAAACCACAGUGGCAUGACUUACUUCCAUGCAAGCUGGGAAUAUGGUUCUGUCUCACAGUGAAAGCUUUGCCUCAGCUAUUCCAGGAUGCCAGACAAUUAUAUGUAGAAUAUAAAGAAACAAAAAUGAAGGAGAAAGAAGAUGCCCUGGCUAAGGCUGAACUUGAAACACUUCAGAAGGAGAAGAAGCCUAAAGUCAGGAAACCAAAAUCUGAAUUCCCUGUAUACACUGUUCUGGAAUCAAGUGCAUACAUACCAUCCUAUGACCAUGGAGCUUCUAUAGAAGAGAUCGAGGAACAGAUGGAUGACUGGUUGGGAAACAGAAACAGAACACACAAAAAGAAGGCACCUGAAUGGACAGAAGAGGACCUCAGCCAGCUGACAAGAAGUAUGGUUAAGUUCCCAGGGGGGACUCCAGGUCGAUGGGAAAAGAUUGCUCACGAAUUGGGUCGAUCAGUGGCAGAUGUCACCAUGAAAGCCAAACAAGUGAAGGACUCCGUGACAUAUACACCAGGUGUCACCAGGCUCUCCGAGCUUAAGACCUUGGCCCAGAAUUCCAAGAAUGCCAAAGUCUCCAUGAAUCUGCCAGACCACAUCAUCACACAGAGGGAAAGAGAGGAGGAGGAGGAGGAGGAAGGGAACUUCAGUCACAGCCCAGAACAGACAGAUGCCCAAACGGAUCCCAAGGAGGGCAGUGCUGGUGAGACCAGGCAUCGCAGGCGGAAGGUUCCCAAAGCACCCGAAAUGGUGCCAGCAGCAACAAAAGAGGGAUUGGAGGAGAAGAGCAGAGUGAGACGCCAGAAGGAUUUCGAUAACACGGAACAGGAGGAAGAAAGUGAUGACGAGAGCAGAAAAAGAGAGAAGAGCCGUGCCUUAGAAGAAUUGUGGACUCAGAACCAACAGAAGCUUCUGGAAAUGGCCUUGCAGCAGUAUCCAAAGGGAACGUCGGACCGCUGGGACAAAAUAGCAAAAUGCGUUCCUGGAAAAAGCAAGGAGGAGUGUAUAGCAAGAUACAAGUUGCUUGUUGAACUGGUACAAAAGAAAAAAAUGGCCAAAAGCUGAGUGCUCUGAGCAGAAGAAUUUACAUCAUCUUUGUCAAACUGGGGUGGUAAAACUCAUAUGCAGAAAACUGCAUUUUUGUACCUCGGUAUUUCUAUACAUCAUGUGCCUUAGUAAAGAAAAAGUAUCAAUAAAUCUUUUGUCAUCUUGCCAACUCUUUUGUGUGUUGCAGAAUGAAGGUGUACUUUUGUGUAGGAGCUGCUUACGAGGAGAGGUGCUGAUGUCUUAAAGAGGAGUGGGCCUUCAGGUAACCCACCCCACUGACUGCAUUCUGCAACACUGGUUACAGGUGGCUACAGAAUAUAAGAAAUUUAAAGAUCCCUCCUAAUUCGGUAUUUAUAUCUGCUGUAUUCAGUAUGGUUUGAUUUCACAUUUGAGGCAAUAAGAAUUACCAUUCAUUAUUUGCUAUGUUGUAUUUCGUAACUUUGAAAAAAUUAUGCUAACCUUUAAAUAUGGGGGUGGUGGGUACUUAAUGGGCUGUAAAACAGUAUUAGCAAAUCAGAACACUGAUUGAUUACAGUAUUUUGCAGAAAACAUUAAAGAUUCUUUAAAGAAUUAUUUACCACCCCCACUCUGAUUUAAGCCAGGGUUCUAAGGAGCCGUUGAGUUUCAACUUAAAAUGAAAAAUCAGAAGAGCAGAUCAGAACUCAGGACUUGGAGCUUGAUGGCCAGAAAUCCUCACUAACGUCCCACCCUUCGUACUGAUACUAUUCCUGCUAACACUGCCCAUUGUGCUGCUGCUGACAGAUGGGCAUCUCACCACGUUUGUUCCCAUUUCCGUAAAACUGUAAGGGAGAAGCCAUGAGGAAAGAUGACAGCGUUCUGUAUUUGUUUCUUUACCACGUGGAAUGUUUUUUGGUAAUAGAUGGAAAUUAGCCUUAGGCUGUAAGGAAAAAGUGGAAUGUAACAAUAAAUAGCAGGAAAGAGAGUAUGGACUUGGGAAGAAUUUGAUGCUUUUAUCAGUGGAAAUCUUUAAAACCUACAUACAAGCUCUAUGUGAGACUUGCCUGCGUUACACUGAGUGCCCAACACCUUCAGCUUCUCUGAGCCCUAGAGCUUCUGCGUGGGGAACAACACAUCAAGGAAGUGCACACCGCUUAUGGGUAAGAAACAUUUUGGUUGGUUAGCCCAUUCUUACUGGGAUUCUUCAAGCAGUGUGCCUGACAAACACUAUUUGUAUUAGCGCCAGUGUGACAGACACUAUUUAGCUGAAGUGCAUCCUUAACGGUAAGGCUCUCCUUGUGUCACGCUUAUCAGGUUGAAUCUUUGACACAAUAGAGGCACAGCAUUGGUGGCACUGGUCUGAGUGGCAGUGCUGAAACAUGGCGUUGGCCAUUCCUGGAUAGAGGCGAUGGAUGGCCUGUGGCCAUCAGGCCAGGAGCAUACCCUGCCCACAGCACAGGCCUAUGGAGGUGCAGAAGUGGCAACAAGCUGGUUGGGGAAGGGACGUGCAUUGGUCCUGCUGGCAGGAGAACUAACUGCCCCAUGAUCUGCUCUCGUGUCACUGCAUGGACAACGGUUCCUACUGAACUGCUGCCAAAGACUGGCACCUUUGAUGUCAGGAUCUGCAAAGUCACCAAAACAAGGUUGGUUUUUGACUGCAUCUGGCCUUCAUGUGAACUUGGCUUUGAUGUGGUCUCAUUCUAUAAAAACAAGCAAAUCAGUUUUGUUUAAUGUCAGUACUGCCCUUUUCAUUACUUUCCUGCUGAUUUUCUGUCCCUCAGGAAUACAAGCACUGUACAGCACCCACCACUAUCUUGGGCUUGUGACACCAGCCUCUGACACAUUGAGAAGUUGAGACUGCCCUGAAUUUGGCUAUCUCAUUCCACCUUUGUUGUUUUCAUGCUACUCUGCGUCUGACCAGGAAACAGAUAGCAGAAAUCAGUUUCACAGCAGCUGCUCUCUGCAGCAUGAAAGAGAAAGGUCUGCCAGCAGCCAAGAGCACAGCACUGCAAGGAGAUGUUGUGUCCAGGAAGCGCCGCAGCUCCACCCGUGGCUCCUAAAAGCUGAAACUGAGAAAGUUCUCU